This is a messenger RNA of Lontra canadensis (Northern American river otter), 524 nucleotides long. RefSeq names its product ribosomal protein lateral stalk subunit P2 (gene RPLP2). Gene Ontology annotation, biological process: cytoplasmic translational elongation. The record is from RefSeq and is a predicted model, not a curated record. Gene Ontology annotation, cellular component: ribosome; cytosolic large ribosomal subunit. Gene Ontology annotation, molecular function: structural constituent of ribosome. The transcript has 5 exons. NCBI's taxonomy places the organism in Eukaryota, Metazoa, Chordata, Mammalia, Carnivora, Mustelidae. Bases 124 to 471 code for a protein of 115 amino acids.
GGCGCGGCGCGCGUGUCCCGGGGGCUUCUGGGUACUGGAUUACCCCCGCCCCCCCACGCCGGCGCCUUCCUUUCCGUCCCUGACGCCGCCGAGGUCGCACGCGUGAGGCUUCUCCCCGCCAAGAUGCGCUACGUCGCCUCCUACCUGCUGGCCGCCCUCGGGGGCAACGCAUCCCCCAGCGCCAAGGACAUCAAGAAGAUCCUGGACAGCGUGGGCAUCGAGGCGGAUGACGACCGGCUCAACAAGGUCAUCAGUGAGCUGAACGGGAAAAACCUCGAAGACGUCAUCGCCCAGGGGAUUGGCAAGCUGGCCAGUGUUCCUGCUGGUGGGGCGGGAGCGGUCUCUGCCGCCCCAGGAUCUGCUGCUCCGGCUGCUGGCACCGCCCCUGCCGCAGCUGAGGAAAAGAAAGACGAGAAGAAGGAGGAGUCGGAGGAGUCAGAUGACGACAUGGGGUUCGGCUUGUUCGAUUAGGUUCCUGUUCACCCUCAUCCGCUGGCAAAUAAAACCCUUUUUAUGUAUCCGUG